Messenger RNA from Gongylonema pulchrum, 258 nucleotides. The record is from the annotation of a GenBank genome assembly. NCBI's taxonomy places the organism in Eukaryota, Metazoa, Nematoda, Chromadorea, Rhabditida, Gongylonematidae.
AUGACGCAGCAAACUCCCUAUAUCGGGAGCAAAAUAAGCCUAAUUUCAAAAUUGGACAUACGCUACGAGGGCAUCCUUUAUACAGUCGAUACCAAUGAAUCAACAAUCGCUCUUGCAAAAGUGCGUUCAUUUGGUACAGAAGAUCGGCCGACAUCAAAUCCGGUAGCAGCGCGUGACGACGUUUAUGAGUAUAUCAUAUUCAAGGCAACCGAUAUCAAAGAUCUAAUUGUAUGCGAAACACCGAAACCUGUGCCCCAG